CGGAAGGACAAGGAAAUAACUUGUAACAAACAAAAGCCAGUGGAAAUGGCGAGCAGCGUAUUAGCAGAAAGGGGAACACAGGCUUAAGUUUUUAAAUACCCAGGGGAUAAAAAGGACCGAUGGAGCAAAGCAACAGAAUCUAAACUGAGGUUUUCUUAAACAGAAUAUUGGUAAUAACACCGUAGGCAGCGAUUUGUUUGUUGGUAGUGCAAAUGUUAACAAAUCAUGUUGCAGAAUAUAACAGACGGAAUGAUGUAGUCUAGCUCAACAUUUCUUGUGGACGUAAGCAAUUCGCUUGAUUUUUCAAAAUUGCCAUUUAUAAAAAGAAUAAUACUUUUUGCAGAAGUGAGGGGGUGUAAUGAUCGUCGAGAUUUCGGGACAUGUUGAGUUAUACACUUAAAAAAAAUAUCCGUAGGUUAGUAUAAUUUAAUCAAUGUGUAAAUGAUAGAAAGAUAGCCAUGACUCUCGCCGUGUUUUUUGGGUGUACAUUUAUUGCGUUUGGGCCAGCGUUUGCCCUUUUUAUUUUCACAAUCGCCAGAGACCCCCUGCGAGUCAUCAUCUUAAUUGCUGGGGCCUUCUUCUGGCUGCUGUCGCUGCUGCUCUCGUCUCUGGUCUGGUUCAUCGCCGUGAAGGCCAGCAACAAUGAGGACCUGCGCCUGCAGAGGGACCUGCUCAUUUUUGGGGUCACGUUCUCCGUCUUGCUGCAGGAGGUCUUCCGCUUCGCCUACUACAGACUCCUGAGGAAAGCCAACGAAGGCCUGGCCUCCAUCAGCGAAGAGGACCACUCUUCCAUUUCAGUCCAACAGAUGGCUUAUGUGGCUGGACUUGGGUUUGGGAUCAUGAGCGGAGCCUUCUCCGUAAUCAACAUCCUGUCGGAUUCGCUGGGUCCGGGAACGGUCGGCAUCUUCGGGGACUCUCAGUAUUACUUCAUCAGCUCAGCCUGCAUGACCCUGGCUGUGACCCUCCUCCACACCUUCUGGGGCGUGGUGUUCUUCGAUGGCUGUGAGAGGGGGCGGUGGUGGGCGGUGGCUUUGGUGGUGUGCCUGCACCUGCUGGUGUCGGGACUGUCCUUCUUGAACCCCUUCUACGCGGGCAGCCUGCCAGCUGUGUAUGUCAUCACUGCUCUGAUGGCUGCCUGGGCCUUCUUCUCCUCCGGUGGAAGUUUCCAGAACCUGAAACACCUCUGGACAUGCAGAAAAAACGAUGUGGACUCCUCUUAACUCCUCCGCCCAGGAUGGGGAGGGUGAGUCUGCCCCCUCAUGACUGACCUGGAGCUCUGUCACUCAGCGGAGGAAGCGCAUCCCAUACUUCUCCUCUAAUGGAGGCGGACAGGACCGGAAAGGAAGUCUGAUUCUGUGCCAUUUUCUCCCAGGUCCACCUGGCUGAUGCAGUUAACGGCCUAUCCCUCUUUCUAUAAAAGCGCUGUACAUAGCCUGAUCCAAAUUUUUUUUUGUCUUUGCCUUAAGCAUGCACUUGUGACUGAGAUUGUUUAUAAAGGCAACUUCUUUGAGGUUUGUUAACAUUGUGACUUUUUUAAUCAAUUUAACAAUUUUACCAUGUUUGACUUUGUUUUUUAUUUCCAACCUUAACCCUAGAACAGAGAGCUGCUGUCAGUAUUGUUCAGCCUCCGAAAGGCUAUUGGCCCAAUGGAAUGUGCUUCUUUUUGGAAUGGCAAGGAAUGCUUGACUUGGAUGUUGAAAUUCAAUGAAAGGUCUAAUUUCCGGGUUGCACCCAGAACAAGUGAACAAUGACCCAAGGAUUUACGGUCCGAAUCCGUAAAGUACGUGAGCUCCAAGCAUCUGACAUGGGAUGUUCGACUAUGAAGUCUUGAACUACUUUCUUUUGAAAGUAACAAGUUGUGGUUUGCAUCCACAGUUAAUUACCAAAUUUGAUUAACCAUUAACCAUUUUGAACAUUCUUGUUCUAAAAAGAAACCAAGUUUGCAGCAGCUCCUGUAAAUGUGUUUUUUCUUCCAUUUUAGAAUUUGUUUGUGAAGAUAUUCUCUAUAGCAUAGGACUUUUAAUUUGUUUUUAUUUAGUUUAGAUUUUUGGCUUUUGCAUUCAGCUGAGGACCCUUCCUCAAGGCAUCAGACAGUGGCACUGGGAUGUGAGUCGGUCCUAUAAGAAUGUUUCAAAGAAAGAGGGCUAAGACCAAACCUUCUUUCUAAUUCUUUUUCAGCAUUAUUAAAUCUUUUGUUUUAUGACAUGAUGUAAGUAUGAGGCUUUUCCAUUUCCUUUUAAGCGUAUUGUUGCAUCGUGGAUUGCAUUGAUGGACUUUUAUAUACUGUGCAUCUGAAAUUUAUUUUUCUUAUGCAAGCUAAUAUUUUCUUUUCAUAGCUGUGCGGAGCUAUCAAACCAUUGACACGGUGCAAAAGAAAAGUGCAGACAGUUACCUGUUCUGGAAUUAAGGAUCUUAUCAAGUGCUCCGUAGUCAUUCGGCACCACUGUUUCUCCUCUUAGCCAUGGAAAGGUCUGAAACAUGGUGUGCUGUUCCCAAGAACAGUGAAGGGGGUUUAUUUUUCAUAACACAAUGGUGCUCUCUCCACCAGCAAUGUAGCAGUCACUAGAUACAUUCCAUGUGUUUGGUAGUAUAAUUUUAUUUUACACUUGAAGAUGAUGAGAAACCAGACAUUUUAAUCAUUUCUCCAAAUGGUUUUUCUCCCAGCAGUUUGUAUUGUUGUGACAGGUGCAUAAAUCUCUCCCCAUCUCAUCUCUCAGGCCCCUACAGAUAAACAUAAUCAGUUUGACCCAGUUUGAUUUCACAGGUAUUGAACCACAUUGCCUGAUGUCACAGGGCAUUCUGAUGUCAUUGGGCCUGGUUAACUCCAGGGUGGGCGAUUGGUCCCUUGCACAUUUCAAAAGCAAAAGCUAACCAUUCCUAGGACAGCAAUGUAUUCCGUUACCUUGGAGAUACCCCAUGUACCCAAGGUCUCCCAAUGGCUGUAAGGGAAUAGUGCUUUUUAUUUCAUUUAGUCUUCUGUGUGCAGCGAGUGUAUACACAACUCUGACGGGGCGAGUAACACUGCUGUUCAAAAACUCAGGCUUCCGGGGCAGGGAGGUGGUGAUCUCAUCCCUGGAAUGAGUGUGAAAGUCAGUUGCCAGUUUCCUGCAAAGUAAGCAAGGUAGAUUUAGCAGCAGUAUUUCAGAAAUGGAAUUCUGCCUUUUUAUGGUUCUGUGAGCUGCUGGUGAAAUGGAAGCUUGCCACCGUCAGAUUCCGCCUCACCGCAUUAAGUUUAAAUUCCAGAUGGUGAAGUGUGAAUCAGCAAGCCAGUGUGCAGGAGACAAAUUAAUGAAUCAGAAUAUUCAACUCAUUUCCAAAGAAUGUGUUUCUCAGUUUUGAUCACAAUGUGGCAUUUGGCCCCAUAUUUGGUACUUGCGUAUUGAGUAAAUCCCCAUUUGCACACUGGGGCGGUCCCCAUGCACUCCAGUGACUGAGAAGGACCACAUUCCAUGUAAACGGGAUGCCAGGAAAUGGUGCAAGGCAGCGGUGGUUUGUAUGAUUUUAAUCAGAAGCACUUUAACUGCCAGUCCUUGCAGCCUGCUCCCACGUGUCCUCGACACCGUCAAAGGAGACUGAUUACUGGUGUCCGUUGCAUUCCUGCAUCAUGGUGACCAGACCCAUUUGGGUUUGUGUAUGCUUGGUCAUACCCUUUGUGGAUGGCAGCUGGGCUUCACAUUCUUCAGAUUUGAGAAGGGGCUAAUGUACAUUUCUAAGGAACUGGAUCCUUGAGUUUAUCAUUUCAAAUCGGUUUAGCAUAAACUCUCACUGUUGUAAUUGGUGCUUUGAUUCAUCAUGGGAUUUGAUUAAAGUUUCACAAAUCCAGACGAACCAAAAAACAAAAACGGCAUCUGCGAUCAAGCCACUGUACAUAUGAAUUUUUGAAAUGUGCCAAACUUGCUGUCAAGUAUCAUUUCACAAAUAUCUUGCAUUUUUUAAUGAUUAAAGGCACCUUUAAUGUA
Messenger RNA from Conger conger (European conger), 3959 nucleotides. RefSeq names its product Gamma-secretase subunit Aph-1b-like. Lineage: Eukaryota; Metazoa; Chordata; Actinopteri; Anguilliformes; Congridae. The transcript is spliced from 7 exons. The record is from RefSeq and is a predicted model, not a curated record. Gene Ontology annotation, cellular component: membrane; gamma-secretase complex; endoplasmic reticulum. Bases 459 to 1220 code for a protein of 253 amino acids. Gene Ontology annotation, biological process: protein processing; positive regulation of catalytic activity; Notch receptor processing. Gene Ontology annotation, molecular function: protein-macromolecule adaptor activity.